CUCUCGUCGUCCUAUUACAGAAAUAAUUUAGUUUGCUCGACAAGAAUAAAAAUGACGAAAUAUUUGGUUUUCUCCCUUCUACUAGCAGUGAUCCUUGUAUCUUUUUCCUCGGCACAAGUUGGUCAUGAAGAUUUCGAAGAGUACGAUCUCACAUGGACCAUCACUGGAGACAAGAUUCGGUUCAGGGCGAGGGUGAAAACAGGUGGGUGGGUGGGAAUUGGUCUCAAUACGAAGCGAGGCAUGGAAGGAGCUGAGCUUAUGAUUUCUGGUGUAACUAAGGCAAAUGAUAUAACUACUCCCACCACUCCCACCACCACUCAAGCAACAACCACUCCCACAACGACUCAAGAAGCGUCCACUCCAACAACUACUCAGGAAUCAACGACCCCCACAACUACUCAAGCAACAACAACAACCAGUCCCACAACGACUCAAGAAUCAACGACUCCAACAACUACUCCAGAAUCAAGCACAACUAGUUCAUCCUCAUCCUCAGCAAUCCACAUUCUUCAAGGAGGGGACCAAGCAUAUGAUUACCGUUACGUCGGAAUUGUUAACGAUAUCGGGGGCGUAUAUCCAGGAAAUGCAUGGAGAUUUUUGACCGGAACUGAGCAACUCGAGCGAGAAGAUGACGCCGACGAUCCCCUAGAAACCUUUACCACGGUUGAGUGGGAACGAGAUCUGACCACGUCGGACCAGUCUGAUAUACAAAUUACUCGAGGACAACCAAUUUAUCUUAUGAUGGCAUAUGGUGUAAAUGAUGUAAUAAAUUAUCACCAACCUCAGCACAGAGAGACUGAGAUUGUUGACCUUUUCAACCCUAAUGCAGCUGGAAGAGUCAACUUUAAUAUUAUAUACAGUUUAACAUCGGUUGUAACAUUGUUGUGGAUUAUGGCGUAAAGUGUUUUGAAUAAGUCUAAUGUGACUUGAAGGAUUUGAUAAUAAAAUGACAUGAAAAUGCAUGAGAUGAUAAAUAUUACGUGUUUGGGUGUACCUUGCAAACAUAAAGAUCUGUAUUUGUGUAGUAUAUCUAGUCUACCAGUAACUCGACGAUCGUUCUUUAGUUAGUUGGUCGUCAUUUAUUCACAUGCUAUUCCUUGAUCAGUGCAAUUUAGUGACUAUAAGUCGCUAUUUUAUGGUAUCCGUACAGUUAAUUAGUGUGUAUUUCUAAUAGUAAGUAGGACCACUCAUUAUUCUAAAUUCCUACUGGGCUUUUGUAAGAUAACUGAGUCCUAGAAGAAAAAGAAAUUAUUCGGUAGUAGUACAUCCUUUGUAAUAAAUACUAUCCAAAGUGUACACACG
This is a messenger RNA of Folsomia candida, 1302 nucleotides long. RefSeq names its product cell wall integrity and stress response component 2-like. The transcript has 3 exons. The record is from RefSeq and is a predicted model, not a curated record. Bases 52 to 900 code for a protein of 282 amino acids. Lineage: Eukaryota; Metazoa; Arthropoda; Collembola; Entomobryomorpha; Isotomidae.